CGGUGCCCUCCCGCGGGGGAGAGGAAGGCGGGAGGCGGUGACGGCGAGGUGAUGGCGACGUUCUUCGGAGAGGUGGUGAUCGCUCCUUCCCGGGCCGGCGUGGACGAUGAGGAGGAGACCGAGGAGACGGCUGAGGAUAGGGAGAUCCGCAGGGAGCUGCAGCAGAAAAGGGAGAUCACCGCGUUCUGGACGCCGGGAGCCGCCGGGAGCCCUGCCGAGGAACCCCUGCCGUGCUCCAGGUUCGUCGUCGCCGUAGGACACAACGCUGUCGCUUUUCUGUCGUCUUUUAUUCUGGAUUCCUUAUGUUGGAAAGUAGUUGGAGCUGUGAAACUGUGGAAUGAGUGGUGCCAGACAACCAAUGCAACAAGUGUCCUCCCAACAGAUUCUUUCUGCUUGUUCUAUCAAUUAAUAUCAGAUCCAACAAUUUUGUUGUGCCAGUGUAGUUGCUAUGUUGCUGAAGAUCAGCAGUUCCAGUGGCUUGAAAAGGUUUUUGGCCAUAUAAGGAAGGAAGGCUUACAAGUAACCAUUCUUUCAACAUGCCCUGUCGCUGAGUAUAAAACUCAGGAAUCCACUCUGACCCUUCCAUCUCCAUUUCUGAAAGCCUUGAAGACGAAAGAAUUCAAAGAGGAGGUCUGCUGUCCACUGCUGGAGCAACCAAACAUUGUGCGAGAUCUUCCUGCUGCUGUUCUGAGUUACUGUCAAGUAUGGCAGAUUCCUGCAGUACUGUACCAGUGCUACACUGAUAUCAUCAAACUGGACACGGUUACAAUUGAGGCAUUCAAACCUCUGCUUUCUUCUAAGUCCCUGAAGAAUUUAGUCAAGGAUGUAUCCGAAAGCACAAAGAUUUUGAAGAAGUUGCUGACAACUGGUGAAACUCACAAUAAUAUCUAUAUCUAAAGAGGACACUUGCAACACGGAUGACACUUGUUUUAAAUUCCAGUUUCUUCCAGAGAUGGCACUUUGAAAUUGUAGUUAUUUCUUUAAAAGUGGAAUAAAUUCUACUUGAUUUUUACUUCUGAA
This is a messenger RNA of Tympanuchus pallidicinctus (lesser prairie-chicken), 1020 nucleotides long. RefSeq names its product proteasome assembly chaperone 1 (gene PSMG1). Gene Ontology annotation, molecular function: proteasome binding. Gene Ontology annotation, biological process: proteasome core complex assembly. Gene Ontology annotation, cellular component: endoplasmic reticulum. The record is from RefSeq and is a predicted model, not a curated record. The coding region runs from base 52 to 897 and encodes 281 amino acids. Lineage: Eukaryota; Metazoa; Chordata; Aves; Galliformes; Phasianidae. The transcript has 7 exons.